CUGUUGAGUCUUCAAGCCCAGGAGGUUCAGCAACAUCUGAUGACCAUGAAUUUGAUCCAUCAGCUGAUAUGCUGGUGCAUGACUUUGAUGAUGAACGGACAUUAGAAGAGGAGGAAAUGAUGGAAGGAGAAACAAACUUCAGUUCUGAAAUAGAGGAUCUUAACAGGGAAAGUGAUAUGCCAAUCCAGGAGCUACUUAGCCUUUAUGGCUACGAUGGAACCAUUCCACUGCAAGAAGAUGAUGACGACGACGAAGAUGACGAAGAGGAAGAGGAGGAGGGAGAAGAUGAUGAUGAUGUUGAUAACGAUGACAACAGUGGCUGUAGUGGAGAAAACAAAGAGGAGGCCAUAAAGGAUUCAUCUGGUCAGGAAGAUGAGACACAGUCAUCUAAUGACGACCCAGCACCAUCUGUUGCUUCUCAAGAUCCACGGGAGAUAAUUCGCCCUCGUCGAUGUAAAUAUUUUGAUACAAACAGUGAAAUAGAAGAGGAAUCCGAGGAAGAUGAAGAUUAUAUUCCAUCAGAAGACUGGAAAAAGGAAAUCAUGGUGGGCUCUAUGUUUCAAGCUGAAAUUCCAGCUGGCGUGUGCAAAUACAAAGAGAAUGAAAAAGUGUAUGAAAACGAUGACCAGCUGCUGUGGAAUCCUGACUUCUUGCCAGAAGAUAAAGUGAUUGAGUUCCUAAAUGAGGCCUCGAGGCGUACGGGUGAUGAGAAAGGCCUAGAUGCAAUUCCUGAAGGAUCGCAUAUUAAAGACAACGAGCAGGCAUUGUAUGAAUUGGUUAAGUGCAAUUUCGAUACUGAAGAAUCAUUACGAAGGUUGAGAUUUAACGUGAAAGCAGCCAGAGAAGAAUUAUCUGUUUGGACAGAAGAGGAAUGUAGGAACUUUGAGCAAGGGCUGAAAGUCUACGGCAAGGAUUUUCAUGUGAUUCAGGCAAAUAAGGUACGAACGAGAUCGGUUGGUGAGUGCGUUGCAUUUUAUUAUAUGUGGAAGAAAUCGGAGCGAUAUGACUUCUUUGCACAACAGACCCGAUUUGGAAAGAAGAAAUACAAUCUCCAUCCUGGUGUAACAGAUUAUAUGGACCGUCUCCUGGAUGAAAGUGAGAGCGCUGCGUCCAGCCGAGCGCCGUCCCCCCCUCCCACCACGUCCAACAGCAGCACCAGCCAGUCGGAGAGGGAGGACAGCACCACCAGCAGCAGCAACCAGAACGGGGUGUCCACUAAUGGGCCGGGUGAGGUAGCCAAUAAAGAUGAAGCAAAAUCUGAAGGACUGCAUGUAAAUGGACCUUCCAGUGGUAAGAAAACACCUCUCACGGAUCAGGAUACAAAUGGGUAUGAAACAGAAAACCUUUCUGCUGACCCUAAAAUUGCUCAUUCAACUUCAAGAAACGAAAAUGAUUUUGAAGAAAAAAAUGAAAGACCUCUAAAAAGAAGAAGAAUUAACAGCAAUGGAAAAGAGAGUCCUGGGUCUUCAGAGUUCUUCCAAGAAGCGAACUCGCAUGGAAAGCUUGAAGAACUAGAAACUUUGGAUGACUGAAUAAUAGGAGCUGAUUUUAUUCCUUGGAGUAAAUUCUGGGUGUCUAAAAUUUUCAGGGUUGAUGGGUUACCUUACAAAAUUCAGUUCCAUGAAACAAUCUGUUGAGAUUUUUCUAAUAUCUUUUAGUUGGCUCUUAAGAUUUGA
Messenger RNA from Tinamus guttatus (white-throated tinamou), 1676 nucleotides. The record is from RefSeq and is a predicted model, not a curated record. NCBI's taxonomy places the organism in Eukaryota, Metazoa, Chordata, Aves, Tinamiformes, Tinamidae.